Zerene cesonia (dogface butterfly) is the source of this 7949-nucleotide messenger RNA. RefSeq names its product protein abrupt-like. Gene Ontology annotation, biological process: regulation of transcription by RNA polymerase II. Lineage: Eukaryota; Metazoa; Arthropoda; Insecta; Lepidoptera; Pieridae. The transcript has 9 exons. The coding region runs from base 203 to 1357 and encodes 384 amino acids. The record is from RefSeq and is a predicted model, not a curated record. Gene Ontology annotation, cellular component: nucleus. Gene Ontology annotation, molecular function: protein binding.
UACUACUACAAGCGACAUUUUGAUAUUUUCCGUGUACGGUGUACCUAUUGAUUGCAAUGCCAGACAGCAAUAUUUAUUAUACAUAGAUCGUUGUUUUAAGUAUUUAUAUUCGUUAAUAUGUAUAUUCACAACAUAUACCUUCCCUGUGUGUAGCAAGGCGCGUACGUGGGCAGUUAUUUGUGUUUAUGAUUGUUUUUCAGCAAUGGCGGUGCCUGAACAGUUUUCAUUGAGGUGGAAUGAUUUCCACGCAAAUUUGGCGCAGUCUUUUCAAGCUUUACUUGAUGGCGAAGAUCUAGUAGACGUGACGUUGGCGGCUGGCGGUCAGUACGUCCAUGCACAUAAACUCAUCUUGUCCGUCUGCAGUCCUUACUUCAAGGAACUCUUUAAGAUGAAUCCAUGUGAACAUCCAAUAGUGAUUCUGAAGGAUGUAGCUCAUCAGGAGUUGAAGCAACUGCUGCAGUUCAUGUACAGAGGGGAGGUGCAUGUGCGGCAGCAGGAGCUGUCAGGCUUCUUGCAUACAGCUGAACUGCUACAGGUCAAGGGCCUCACUAGUGGGAGAGAGAAGAGCGAAUCACCACCGCCCGCUUCCGAAGACUCUUUCACACCUCGAUCGCAGCCAAACGAACCGGCCAAUGAUAGCUUGCCUGAAUGGGUCCAGCCUGAGGAUACACCGACCACUGAGGUCCCUCCCGAAGUGCCAGCUCUGAUACCUAAAGAGGAAGCUACCAGAAGCCCACUGAAACGAUUAAUGAAGAACACGCCGAACAAGACAAGUAGCAACACAAAGAAGAAGCCGCGGCCGGUUAACAACGACAGCCCGUCGCACGCCGAGAACAGCGAGUACGGAUCCGAAGGCGCUUUCAGCGACGGUGCCGGCGAACCCCUGAUUGACUUCGACAGCGACAUGUUUCAUAAUAUAUUGGUUGUCCCCGACUCGGCUAAGGAAACUGGGUGGAACUGCAAGACCGGCGGCGUCAAGUGUCCGUCGUGUCAUCGGUUCUUCGCGAACCGGUACAACCUGAAGGUGCACAUACGCGACAAGCACGACACGCGCGAGGGCACGCUCCAGUGCGAGAUAUGCCAGAAGCGCAUGCGCAACCCGUCGUGCCUGCGCGUGCACAUGUACCAUCAUCGCAAGCAGGCGGCGUACCUGGCGCAGCUGAGCGCGCAGGGCGAUCAGAUGCACGUCGUUCACAACAUGGUCGGCAAUAAGUGGCGUCCGGACAACUUAAACGACUAUCGAGACAUCGAUAACUACACGGCAACCACAACGGCGGCUGAGGUGAACCAGUACGCGCCGGUCGAGGGCGCCGAGCAGCCGGAGCCGAAGAGCGAAGCUAGCGCGGAGGCUGUAUGAUCCAAACCUCGCCGGCCGAGAAACGACGACGAUCUUAUCGACCCCAUUGAAUUAGCCCGAUUGUUCACUCAACAGUGCACUUGGAAAAAUAUGGUAUUCUCCUUCAAGUAAACGUUCCACCAUCCGAAAUGUAUGAAAUCGCAAGUUUUUCGGAACCGUCUUUGUAUUCUGCUAAUUCUGAAAUAUUUAUAUAUGCUAGAUAAGUCUUUCGAGCGCUCAAUUUGAGGUUGUCGUGUUUCUUGGUGCAGCACAAUACGCUGCGCUGUCUUUUACUCUCUCUGUAGGCGUGAGACGUGUUUUUCUCCUUCUGUGUGUACUGGAACUCUAUCUUUCUUAUCGAAUUAUUACGAAUUUAACUGCCUGCGUUUUAUAUCGGCUAGCGAUAUAUCCAAUUAUUUGCCAAUUUCUAUGCUAGAUAUUAAUUCUGUAUGGUUCUAAGUCUUAUAGUGCUUUUUGUAUAAGACAGUAUAGUCUUAGUAAUGCUGUAUAAACGUACGACAAGAUUCUUGCUCUCGUUUAUUAUAUAAUUGGUUACAUUUAUUUAUACAUCGAUUCAUUUGUCAAGUUAUUAUUAAUAAUACUAGUCGUUUUGUUAAAUUUAACGUAUUGCAAGUCCGUACAAGGGAUUAUAUUCUUAUUUUUGAAUCAAGUGUUAAAUCAAUUAUUGAUUGAUUGAUUUAAAUAUUUCUUUCUAAUAGAAAUCUAUUUGCAUGCGAUCAAUUGUGAAAAAACACAAGUGACAUUUUUAAAGUUAACAUUCGAUAUUCGAUAUAUACAAUAAAUUAAUAAAAAUAAAAGUUCAAAUUGAAAGGUUCAAAGGUAAUUAAGGGUAACGCGGAAAGGCUGUCUCUUGAAAUAGAUAAGUUUUUGUAUCUGUAUCUUCUAUAUAGUUUGUCUAUUGACAAUUAAUAUCUAUGACAAUUACGUAAAUGACGUUCUAUUUAUAAAUUUGCACAAUCGAAGAUUUUAUUGCAUAAUGAUUUUGAAUUUCUCACCAACUGUAAAGAAGUUUCGAUAUAAUUUUUCGUUGAUAUUGAAAUCACAGCUUACAGUUAUUUAGCGACAGAAAUUGACAAAUUUUUAUUUACAAUUAAGUUGCGUCGUACAUUAUUUCUAUACAAUGUAAAUUUCAUCUCGAGACCUCUUUACAUUUGUAGUUUUAUUCUCGCUAAUUGUAUUCAAUGUUUACAAUUUCGGGCGUUGACUUCUGCUUGGAAGGUGAUUAACUUUCGUGGUAAGGGAAAUACGACAUUAUUCUCGAAAAAAAAAACACUCGAUUUUAAACUACGAUUACACUCUUCCGCCUAUUAUAACGAAUUAAAUCUUGUAUCACAUUUUCUCACUAUCGAAUAUUUUUGAUAAUUUUUUUUUAUACUUAUGCGAUAGACCUUACCAGAAAAGUUGUAUGUUUGGUAUAACUUAACAUUUGCAAUCAUCUAUCUGCCUAGAAGUCAACGUAUCUUAUAAAGUUGUUAUUAUUAUUAUUUUUUUUUUUUUUUUGUAAAAGACGAAUUUACAUAGAAUGUAAUAUUAUAGAAAGUUUUCCGAACCAGUUUAAUGCAUUCGAUAGUUCACGGUACCUUUUUCUUUAAUGUAUACGUCGUCAAUGUGGAAUCGUGUUUUAUUUUUAUGUAAAUGGGCAUAUUGGUUUACCAAAGGCACUGUUGAGUAAUAUAAUUUUUUUGUUUUCAAUAUACAUUCCACCACAUACGUUCCAAAGACUGAUUUGAACAAAAGUAAUAUAGAAUAUAUACUUAUCAGUUUUAUUUUAUAUAUAUGUAUACAGGAUGUAUCGUUUGUUAGUGACUUACUUAGUUGUAACCAUGGUCUGUACACGGAAUACCAUUUUAAUUUUAAGAAAUAAUCCUGUAUGUCUCGUAUUUUUUUAAUUUAUAUAACGCGAAAUAUUGUAUCGGCUCUCUGUUAUUACUUUAUAUAUAUAUCGAUCACAAGGUUUGCUAUAAUAUGGAUUUACAAGCGAUUUUAUAUUGUUUACUAAAGUACAAUUUAUUGACAGGGCAGCUUUUAAACGUAGGCUAAACAAAGAUGCCAUGCAGUGUACAAAAUGUGUCAGUCGAAAUUAGAUUAUGCUAAAACGUGGUUGAGGGCAGAAAAAAGCAUAACCUCACAGUACAAAAUAUUAUAUUGUGUAUAAUAUUCAUUUUAUAAACGUAUGCUUUACUUAGUUUUAAUUUUACUUUAGGAUCACAUAGUUUUCGAUAUGACAAUCUUUUACGUACAAUUAUUGUUUAGUCUGUGGAUGUAUACAUUUUUUUUUACAUUUUAUUAUGCGUAAUAAGAACAAAUCAUGAUUGAUAGGUAAGGAAAUUUAAUAUGUACCUCAUAAACGACUGUUAAGUUAUAUCUUUUUUUUUUUAAUAUUUCGAAACAUUUACCGCGUUUAUAUUACACAAAAUUUUAACAGUUAAGUUAUGAUUAGCGAUUUAAACAGAUACAUUCCAUUGUUUUAUUUUAUAUGAAUACAUUGAAUUUGCCAUUAUAUUUGAGUACAAUUUUACACGGUCUGGUAUAGUUUUCUCGGUAUUUAUUUCAAGUUAUACUUUACCACGACUCGAAGCUUUAAUUUCUUAAUCAUCCCAUCGUUUAUAAAGUCGACAAAUCGAAUGUUCGAGACGUUAGAUCUAUUAAUUGAGGUGAAUCGGUUAGAGGUAGCUAAAACUCGAGACGUUAUGGAAUCGUAUCACAAAUGGUGGCUCCGUGGUGUCUAUUUUGUAAUGUGCAAGCGAGAUAUCGCGCUAUUCGCCGCCCUUGUGCGAACGAGACGGCAAUGUAAGCCACAAUUUCCGAUUCUAUUAAAAAAUAACGCGGGUUAUAUACGAUGCGGAUAGCGGAACCCAUCUACGUCUGCGUCACGACAUAUACCGUCCUUUUCUCACCUCACAAAUAAGUUAAAGCUUUCUGUAAUUGCCGCCUUUAUUUAGGUCUACUUUCUUUACGAAUAAAAAAAAAAUCUAAGAGCUCAAUGAUGAUGUUGUGACUGUCUUAAGUACUUGUAAUUGACUCCGGCGCCGUGAAGGCCACGGUCACGAAUUAUAUGUACAGCGGAGAUUUUAUGUUAGUGUAACUAAAUCGGUGUAGUUUGCGUUCGAUUUUUUAUAUUUUUUUUUCAAAAUUUUAUAUAUUUUAUAAAGGUUUGGGUAUUUCUAACCAUUAAUUAUAAGGGGUAUAAGAACUAACAUGUUUUUUUUGUCAAGAUUAAAAAAAAUUAUAUCUCUAUACAUUCCAUUAGCUGUAAGAUCUGCAUAAUCAACCUGAUAUGGUAUAAGUAAGUUUUAACAUUAUAUUUAUAGAGUACUCUUAGAGUAAGUUGUCAUUUUAUUAUUAUAUUUUUUGGAUCUGUAAUCCAAUGAGAUUGAUAUGUAAGCAACAUUCCGUACUUUGGUAGCUGUAUUAUAGUUUUUAGCAUUUAUGAAUGUUUUUUACCAAAUUUUUUAUAUACCAAUGCUGUUUACUUUAAUGUGUGGAUACGUGGAGUUCUAUAGGGUCGAGAACAAGCCUCAUCUAAAUAGAUGUAGCUAUUCCGUGUAAAUAAAUGACAAAAUUUAUUAAGCAGUAAUAAAUAUUGAAACUGCAUUAGAGCAAUGAAAUAAAUUUCACACGGGAUCAACUGAAAAAGUAUGAUAUAUCUAAAUAUAAUACUUCGUAUCGAUUUGUUUCUUAGCUUUUGCAUGCAAGGCAAUAAAUUUUGUGCCCGUCUAAUAAAUUUGUCUAAAAAGAUAAGACAUUUCCAUAAUUACAGACAUUUAUAUCCGUUUUUCACGUAAAACAUGAUAUAAAAUGAGAUUUAUAUUGCAUGUCUUCUCGUAAAAUAUGUCAAAAGUCGGUUCUCAUAAGUUUAGAUUUGUUCUCGACUCUAAUAAAACCGCUCUGCAUUACACUCGGGUCUCCGGGGCAAUCUCAGUUUUGCAACUGUGUGUCAAUAGUCUAAGAUUUUGUGUGUUUUAAUACUCAACGCGUCUUAAUUGAUGUACUUGAAACGAUGCGGUUAUUUUUCAUUGGAUAAAGUCGAUGUUAUAUGAUUUUAUUGCAAGUAUAUAAAGAUUUUUUUUUCAAAUGUGGAAGGUAUUGUAGAUUUUUUUAUAGCUGACUUUGGGUAUGUUUGUUUAAAAUUAAUCUGUGUAUAACAUUUAGGGUUUAAUUUAACUCCUAAAAUAUAAAUUGACACACAAAUCGCUCAUAGUACACCACAGUAUUAUAAACAUAAAAUGUAAUUUAAUCUUUUACGCAGUUAAAGUUGUUUGGGAAUGAUCUUAAGAAAACUUCAUCGAUCGUCAUAUAUGGGGCAUAAUAUCCCUUAUGUGCAUUCCUUACAUUUUUCAAUACAAAUGUAUUUCCAGCUUCGCCCAAAGUCAGCCAUCUAUUGUUUAUACAGUAUAACCAAAUAUUUAGGUUGUAUUAUAGUACCCGGAUAGACGGUUCUUUACGAGGACAAUUUAAUAAUUGUUAUUUAAUUUUUGAAAACAUUUUAACAUAGUGCUCAAAUAUUUACUCGUCUAUACGUAUAUCUAGCUGGUCUUUAACCAUGACAAAUUAGAAUAAUCUCAUAGUAAGUAAGUCUGGAGAUACUUCGGUAUGUUUAAAUUCUUGGUGUUUAUAAUGAAGUAUCUCUUGUAUGGUGAAAUCACGAAUACGGGUUCCCACGCUGUGUACACACCGAUGCGCCGUUCUGUGUAGGACCCGUGCAUUCGAUACCUUGUGCGGCCGUUGCUCGGUCUUUUUUGAUCGGUUGAUCAAAUGCGCGAGUCUUACAUCGAACUCUCCCUUGAUUAUCGUUUUGUGUGUACGUAGCGUUGCUACGAAACACGGUCGGGUGAAUGUUGGAGCUUAAUAGCAAAGUUAAUUCUGGAAUUAUUCCGGAAAACUUCAUAUUUGAAUAUAAAUUGCGUAUAAAAUUAUAUACUGUAUCGACCAUCAGAUAUAGCGUGAAUCGAUCGUGUGCGAUUGCAUUUAGAAGGUUUUUGUCGAAGCGAUUUGCAUUUUCAGCAUUUGUAUUUUCAUGCAUUUAAAACGUGUAUUCGUGGUUUCGUCGCAAUAAUCAAUAUACUUAUAAAGUCGAUGUCUGUCAAUUUCCCUGUCGCCAUAUUAUAAUGUGUAUAAGUCUACUGGCAAACGCUAGUAUAGUAUUUCUAUGUAUUUCAUCAUUAGUAUCGAUUAGAACAUACAAUGUAACUUUCAUUCAGGGUUAUUUAUUGCUUCUACAGCGAUUUGUUUGUGUAUAAUUUGCUCUUCUAAAAUUUAAUUUUAGAUGGUUGCAACUAUGCACUGUCCUUUGAUAUCCGUAAUCGAUCCUUGUAUAUGUGUGUGUGAGUGGGCGAAAAAAUUGUAGCUGUGUUCAUGCCAUAUAUUUCAUGGUGCUUAAACUAAAACUUAUUAACCGAAAUUGCCCUUUCCUUAUGAUUUUUAUUGAACAUUCCAUUAAGUAAAAAUCGAUCGUGAGGCGGGUUAAGAAAUUACCCUUGAAAUAUUUUUCAUUUAUAAACCAUUUAAUGAUAUUAAGCUAUAAAUAAAAAUUAAGACAAAUGAUUUAUUUCACCCAGUUGGAUACACGUGUACAAGGACUAGCAAUACAGCUGAGAUGUGAUGGUAGGACACGAAUAUACCUAAUUUAGGUGCGAAAUUCCCCGAAACGUAUGAGAAAUCAAAAUACCCUUCCGAUUAUAAAACAUUGCAACGUCACAUCAUCACAUCCCAGUGUCUUUGAGUAAUUGGCCAAUAUUGUUCACGAAUAGGACAUUAAAAGAGGUGAUAUUAUUCGUCCCAAGAGAUAGAAUCUCGUUAAUAAAAGGCUGCUAUUGUGUCAAACGUUAGAAUGGUAUCAGUAAACAGGUGUAGGAUAAAUUCGUGGGUCCAGUUAGGCGUGAUAGAUCCUGGAUGCUAUCGGGUAGGAGGUGAUAAAUUCGAAAUAUAAUUCAUUAGGCCCAAGGCAAAUGAUUAGAAUGGACGUACGAUUGUUAAAGAUCGCAGGGUGUGUCGAAUUUUUCUGUUAUAAUUCGGGCUUAUUUACAAUGUUGAUCAGCGUCACUGGUCUUUUUAAUUAGUCAGGUGUUUCAAUUUUUGUGUGUGUGUGUGUGGUAAAACACUCUACUUGUAGUAACUGGAAUCAGAUAACAUUUCUGUUAAUACGAACAUAAAAACAGCCAAACAUACACACACAAAAAUAAGUUGAAACAUCUAUGUAUCAUGAUUUGCCUUUGGUUCCCUAAUAUUAUGUUCUUUCGAAUUUGUAUUUAUGAAAUUUUGACAACGAAUGUUUUGCAUUUGAGUUUAAUAAUGCUCUCUACAUUGUGAUGUUUAUAUUUAGCAUUUUUUUUUUUUGUAUUUUGUACGAACAAUUUUAUGGAUGCGGAUUAUUUAUGAGGACGAUGCAGCCGAACCUUAAAAUGGCCACAGAGUUUUCUCGCAGCGCGGGAAAUGGUAACGAUUACAUUCCAUUUUUAAGUGUGUCUCUAACGAUAUUUUAUUUGAUCAUGUUCUCAAAUAUUUCUCGAUGUACUCUUGAUUAUACUCAAAAAUUGGUUUUAAUAUUUUUUACAUUAGCUUUACUUAAAACAAUAAAUUAUAAAUUUGUAAA